AUGAAAACAAUUACAGUGGCGUUUAUCUUUCUAUUAACACUAUCAUUGGUAUUUAUUAUCGAUGCAAAUCCACGUAGACGACGUUCAAAUAGUUUACAACGAGAUGAAAUUCUUGAUUAUUUACUUGAAUCUCAACGCCGAGAAUUAUAUCAACGACGACAAGAACUUGAACAACAAAUUCGACGACGUAUGGGAAAUACUUUGAGUUUUGAUGGAUAUAAUGAUGAUGAUGAUUACGAACGAACAGAAGUACGCCGUAAAGCUGUUGGUUUAGGUGAUAAUCCAUUUAAAUAA
This is a messenger RNA of Adineta steineri, 294 nucleotides long. NCBI's taxonomy places the organism in Eukaryota, Metazoa, Rotifera, Eurotatoria, Adinetida, Adinetidae. The record is from the annotation of a GenBank genome assembly.